UUAGGGAAACACGCGAGAACAACUGAAAGAUACUUAGAGAGUUGUAUCCAACUCUGUUCCGAGGAGCGCCUUGGACCGUGGACACUCACAAAUUGACCUUGCGGAACAAGUCCAAGUCACUUCUCCGCCAUCAUGGAUGCAGCUGCUUCGUCGCAAACAAAAAACUACCUGUUGAAGAUGACAUCGAGGCAACCUCACAAGAUCUAUGUCGGCCGGUAUGAUGGGAGUUCUCCCUCCCAAGUGUAUCUGUGUCCCAGGAGAUCAGAAUCUGCCAGAGAAAGAAGUAUCUUGUCCCCACAUCAGUUGCAGUAUCACCAUCAGGAUGAAAAAAAGGACGAGGAGACGGUUCACUGUCCUGAGGACGACACGACGAGAGCUAGUAGUCAUCCCAGAAAUAAAGUGAUGGAAGAUAUUGCUUCUAAUCCCAGCACGGCACUCUACAUCUCGGCUGUGGCAGCGGAUGUGUGUGAUGUAACACACAAAAUAGACCUACAACAAUCGCAGCUAGAAGCAUUACAGCAACAACUACAAGCCCAGGCAGACGUCGUUUCGUCGCCAUGGGCACUGAUGCUCUAUUGGUGGAAUAUGUUUUUUCACGCUCGCGUGGGGGAAUCCAGCAUCUUGUUGGCUUCUUGCAUGCGGAUUGCGUAUGCCUUGUUGGUCCUGUUUGACAAGGCAUUGUUGACGCUGGAUUUGCAAGAGUUCCUCUCCCCCUCGGAAGGAUAUCUUCCACUCGAGGCGGAACGAUCCAUGUUGGAUUCCCGUGGUCUUUACACCCCAUUGCAGCUAUUUCCGCAAACCGACACGUUUCUGUGGACACUGCAUUGGAUUGGAGUGAUACAAGCAGUUCUACUCCUAUUGGGAGUGGCUCCCAAGUUUAAUGCCGCGGGCGUCUUGCUGAGUCAUGUCACCUUGCAACAUCAAACAACAAUAUUCUUUGAUGGACAAGAUGUCAUGUUUCGGGUAUGGUGUUUUCAUUUGAUCUCCAUGCCCAUUCAUCGAUUGACUAUUAUGGGAUGGAUGCGACAACAAAAACAACAAUCACCAAACGAACAAGGAGAAGAAACCUACCCAAUUUGGCCCUUUCGACUCUUUCAAAUCCAAAUUUGUCUCGUGUACUUGGGCGCCGCAGGAGUCAAGUGGUUGAGUGAAUACUGGACCGCGGGGACAUCACUCUUUUUCAUGGUACACAAUGAUGACUUUUAUGGCAAAUUCUUCAAUCCUGACAUUCUCUUCAACUACAUGGGACCACUCAAAUGCAUGACGUGGGCUGCCUUGCUCAUUGAAACCUUGGCUCCGAUACUGGUGUGGCCUGCAACGACCCGCAAGUGGGCCCUGGGGUCCAUCAUCCUGCUGCAUUUUGGGAUGGAGAUCAGUCUCAACAUGCAUUGUUUUGAAUGGCUCACAAUACUCGCCUGGUGUAGUUUCUUGGCAGAGCCCAUUUCCACAAAAAAGAAGAAACACGGAGGAUGUACAGCAUCAUCCACUUCAAAGGUCAAACAAGCAUAACAGUAUAUUUGCAGGUCAGCGCGCGGAGCUAUGGGCAUGCCUGUUUGGAUGUGAGGAACCUAUCACAAGGCGUCUCUGUUAAGCAAUCCACCAGCACGCAAGGUGGAAUAGGGAAUUAUUGACAUAUACUUUCAUGCCUGUACGACAAUUUAUAUGCUAGCUUUUAAUCAAAAAGAAUGAUUCAGUUCCACCCUCGCUU
Molecule: messenger RNA, 1708 nt
Organism: Seminavis robusta
Lineage: Eukaryota; Bacillariophyta; Bacillariophyceae; Naviculales; Naviculaceae
Source: the annotation of a GenBank genome assembly